This is a messenger RNA of Diprion similis, 547 nucleotides long. RefSeq lists its product as uncharacterized. The record is from RefSeq and is a predicted model, not a curated record. Bases 1 to 339 code for a protein of 112 amino acids. The transcript is spliced from 3 exons. Lineage: Eukaryota; Metazoa; Arthropoda; Insecta; Hymenoptera; Diprionidae.
AUGUACUUUGGGUUGUUGAUAUGCUCCGACAGUUUCGUGAAUUUUCCAAAUCCAGACCAACAAGUUGGCAUCGUGCUAAUAUUGGCCCAUUUUUGGAUGUUGGUAUUACCGCGAAAAGACUACAAAUUUGUAGAACCUUUAAGCGGCCAACUGGAUGAGUCCAAAGUCCCGAAGUCAAGUUUACACAAUUGCGGAUUACCGGGGAAAGACUUUCAAGUUUAUGCGUGGCAGCUCGCACGCCUACAACGGGGAAAAUCGCUUGCUGUUUUUACCUUGAGACGUGAUCAGCACAAGGUUUACUCUGUACCAAAGAAAAAGGGUGGACAGUCGUAUCUGUGACGAGAUAAUCCGGAAGAAUUUCUGCAAACGUUCAAAAGUUGUAAAAUCCCGAAACAAGUGACUAUUCCUCGGUAAGCUGGUGACAACGGACUCAGCCAUGUAGCCCUUAAAUUCGAAAUUCAAAAUUCGCGUUGUGCAAAUGCCUUGUGGGCGUAGUUCAGCUUUCCAGGCACCUGCAUCCGACUCUUGCCGCGUUACAACGAGAAUA